Molecule: messenger RNA, 769 nt
Organism: Corythoichthys intestinalis (scribbled pipefish)
Lineage: Eukaryota; Metazoa; Chordata; Actinopteri; Syngnathiformes; Syngnathidae
Gene: mrpl41
Product: mitochondrial ribosomal protein L41
Exons: 2
Coding region: 150-557 (135 amino acids)
Biological process (GO): translation
Cellular component (GO): mitochondrial large ribosomal subunit
Molecular function (GO): structural constituent of ribosome
Source: RefSeq, a predicted model, not a curated record
CUUGUUCGACACCAGUAUCUUGGAAUCCAAUUGGUGAACACUGUUGCCUUUCUAGCCAAUCAACUGACGUUUUUGUUUGAUAGUCUAUCAAUUCUUUUUCCGUGCAACGCGUGUUCAAGGUUUUCUGUGGAAAUUACUGUUGGGCCACAAUGGGAGUGUUGUCCACACUCAUAAGGGGCUUUACAAGAGGAGCAGACAGAAUGUCUGAAUUCACCAGCAAGAGAGGUUCAAGGACUCAUAAUAAAGGCAGAGGUGCAAGACCAAGUGGAAUAAAUCUCUCUAGCGGAAAGUUUAUGGCAAUACGGGCUAUGAUUCCAGAGUUUGUGGUACCUAAUCUGGACGGUUUUAAACUAAAGCCCUACGUGUCAUACCGGUGUCCAGAAGGAACAGACCCUCCAGUCACUGCAGAGAGUCUGUUUGCUGAAGUGGCGGCGCCUCGGAUUAAGAAGGACUUCAAUGAAGGGAUUUUUGACAAAGAGAAACUGGAGGAAUACGGAUUUGAACCCACACAGGACGGGAAGUUGUUUAAACUGUAUCCAAAGAACUAUGUGCGUUAAAAUAGACACCAGAUUACAGGGGAAGACUUCUACUGACAGUGGAUGCCAACCAAUCUUUUGCUGUGAUACUGCUGAAACUUAAUACUUUUUAUUGUCAUAUUUUUCUCAAGUACAAUAAAACCAAACAAAGAAGCCUGAUAUGAUAUUUGCAUUACUAGAAGUCUCCUUGGCCUUCUGUAUUUGUGUUAUUUUCAUUUUCCAGCCACCAUCAC